AUGAGGCGACUUGGCUUUCGGGCUUCACUCAUUGUCCGUCACCAACAAACAGUGCAACAGGACAACAUCAUCUAUUCCAUCGUUCCAUCUCAAAAGCAACCGCAGACUCUUCUCCUUUCGUCAUUCCUGCUUGAUCAAUCCAUCAUGGCUCCUCGCAAGAACAAUCGCACCACCACCACCAAGGUGUCAGCUGGAAAGGACAAGAAGAAAGCAGCAGCCGCCAAGGAGACGAAGAAAAUUCCUGCUGUCAAUGACGAGAAUGCCCCAGAGAAUGCCCAGAAAGGAGACAAAAAAUCGACUCGCUCUCGUCGUAGCACCCGCCGUGUUCAAAAGCAGGUAAAUUACAAGGACACGAAUGGAUCCGACACGGACCCCCUGUCAUCGUCGGACAAGGAAGAAGAAGAAGAAUCUGACGCCGAAGAGUCAUUGGUCAAGAUCAAGAAAUCGACUGCCAAGGGCAAGAGAACCGCUGCAUCGACCAGCAAAAAAUCCAACAAGAAACAGAAAAAGACAUUGAAGAGUCCUUCGGUCCGUCCUCCCGAUGGGGAUUCGCCUCGUAACAUUGUGGGUCGAGAGGAGCCUUCUCCAGAGGACUGGAGGGUUUCGACCGGGGUCGACUACUAG
Messenger RNA from Seminavis robusta, 624 nucleotides. The record is from the annotation of a GenBank genome assembly. NCBI's taxonomy places the organism in Eukaryota, Bacillariophyta, Bacillariophyceae, Naviculales, Naviculaceae.